AUCACCUGCUGAUGUGGUUCAGUGCAGCUUUACUAGACCAUUUUGCACUUAUGAUUGUCACAAGGUGGGAAACAAAGGUCAGUUAAUUCUCUCUUGGUCCGUCACAAAUAUUCAGGAUGCUGAAGACACCAGACAUGCUUCUUCUCUUCUGUCUUGUCGGGGCAGCAAAUGCUCUGUACAAGCAGUGGAUUCCUGACACUAACUAUGAGAAUAAGACCAACUGGGACAGAGGAGCUGUUCCAUGUGGCAACGACGUAGUCCAGUUUUCAGCCCAGAGGAAGGUGUCUGUGUUUGUGGAAUCUGCACAUGCUGUACGGGAGAUGAAGCUACCACUUGAUGGAGAGUUCAUCUUGAAUUCCAGAGCUGGUUUUUAUGUUCUUAGUGGACAAGAUCCAGACUGUGGAGCAGGUGUCACUACCAAAUUCAAAAAUUCAGAUUCUCUUGUGUGGUAUAACCCAGCCCUGUGGCAGGCCGCUGCCACUUUGGACGACCUGCAGCAGAAAAACUUCCUAUUUUCAGUCCAUGAGGAGAGUGUUCCUUGUAAGCAUGACGAUGUGGUCUUCAAAGCCAGCUCCUCCUUCAGAGUGGAUACCAGCUCCAGUGAAAAGGAAAUCCCUGUUAAGUCUGUGUCUGUGCUGGGGAAGAAGUUUGAUAGCUCUGAUGGAACUGAGUUUAACGAGUACCUCCAGUCCCACACAGGCCGACUGCAGUUUCAUGGGUCUUCUGAUGUUGCUCCUGGAAUGUCAGCCUGUGAUGAUCCAUCUGGCUGCAUCUGUGGGAAUUCCGCAAACCUCCCACGGAUCUGUAACACCGUAACAUGUACUCCCUCAACCUGCAAGAAGCCCCUUCGCCCUUCAGGACACUGCUGUGAUGUGUGUGGUGCAAUUCUCACUGUACAUUAUGACUCUGGUUUCAACCUGCAGACCUACAGGCAACGAAUCCAGCAUCGAUUUCUCACACAAUACACAUCAGUUCAGCUAGGAAUGUCUAAAGUCUUCCAGUCACAGAGGUUACUUAAUAUAAUCCCUUUAUGGACAUCAGCAGAAAUCCAGGUGGUCAUUCUAGAUGGAGAAGGCAGUUCUCAGGCAGAGGCUCUGGUUCAGGACCUAAUGAAAGACAUUAAUUCUCAGGGCUCUAUCCUGGGAAUCACUGGAGCUGAAGUUCAAACCUCUUCUGGAAACAACAGCAAACAGACCAACACUGGAAUGGUGAUUGGAGCUGUGUUUGGAGUUUUAAUAAUGCUUUCACUUAUUGUCACCAUAGUCGUCCUGGUCCGUAAGGGGGUUGUUCAAAUGCCAUCCAUAAGCAUGUUUCAUACGAGCAGUGACAUUGGAGAACUCGGUGGACCUAUUGAUCGUGGCUUUGAUAAUCCCAUGUUUGACAAACCCUCUUUGAUGCCUGAAGUUCCUAGUCUGUAUGGGACUGAAGUUACCAACUCAAUCUCUAUGAGGCAGACAGGUGUACACUUCGUAAAUCCAGUUUAUGAUGAACAUGAAACUGAUUUUAAUGUUUGAAAUUGUUAAUGAUUUCCCAAAGUGCUUUU
This is a messenger RNA of Sphaeramia orbicularis (orbiculate cardinalfish), 1543 nucleotides long. RefSeq names its product amnion associated transmembrane protein (gene amn). Bases 117 to 1514 code for a protein of 465 amino acids. The record is from RefSeq and is a predicted model, not a curated record. NCBI's taxonomy places the organism in Eukaryota, Metazoa, Chordata, Actinopteri, Kurtiformes, Apogonidae. Gene Ontology annotation, biological process: receptor-mediated endocytosis; intracellular protein localization. Gene Ontology annotation, cellular component: endocytic vesicle; apical plasma membrane. The transcript has a single exon.